CACUUUUUGCUUCCUAUCCGAUAAACCCGACCCAUCGGGCCCAAUUUUCGCCAGAGCACCAGGUACGAAGUGAAGGAGGUGUCCUUGGAUGCGCCAACAACCUGUGGUGACUCUGAGUGUCUGUGCGUAACUGGGUCACAGGUUGACUAAUUAGGGAGUGUCAGUGUGAGAAGGUUAACCUGCACCCAAGGUAGCAGUUAGUCGCCAAAGUUGCAUUGUUUGCCGGCUAAGGCAGCAGGGAGAAGGUCAAUCUGUCCCCAACCCGUUCGACCACAUCUAUGACCUUUGGCCUACUUAAACAUGGCUAAGGUUAUGAAGAGAUCUCCAGUCUUAUUUGCUGUAGUUUCGAUUUCAUCUUUCUUCCUGCUGCAGAAAUACAUGUACAACCUUACGAACUUCAGUACAAAACGCCUGGUGAAGAGAGAAGUUACAGCCUUUGGCACUAAGGGUUCAUUCCUCGACUGGUACAACGUUACAUCAGCAUUUCGUAUUAGCAAUCAGACAAGUCGCUAUUUCAACCCAUCAGAAAAUUUCGCCAUCAUCGACUAUAACCAAUGUAAGAAAACUGGAACGUCUGUUGUCACGACAACACCAGUGGGACAUUACCGGACAUGCGCAGUAGUCGGCAACAGUGGCAUUCUCCGUGACAGCGGCUGUGGGAACGACAUUGACCGCAAUGAUUUUGUUAUCAGAUUAAAUGAUGCUCCAUUAAAGACAUUCGAACAGGAUGUCGGUGAGAAGACGAACAUGACCAUUAUCAACCGCAUAGUGUUAGACAAAAUGGAUAGAGUCGAUUUUGACCCCCAAUGGAUAAUUUCUCGGAAUAACUCCAUAAUGAGCUAUACACUCGGCACCCACACAAACCUUCCUGCUUUAAACACGAUGAUAAGGAGGCUGGAUCUUAACAUCACAAUCACGUGUUCGGUGUCUCCACCAAGGCGUGAUAUCAAAACGUUCUGGAAUGAGAAGUACAACAGCAACCUUUCCAAGGAAGUUACGUCUGCCGGACUCAAUACCUACACCCUUGCCAGUACAUUUUGUGACAUCAUCACCCUAUAUGGCUUCUACCCAUAUCAAACGGAUGUUCACAACAAAACACUAUAUUACCAUUACUACGACGAGACGCCCAUGGAAAUUUUGGUCAAUUUUGGUAUACAUGAUUAUUUUCACCAGCAUGAACUUUUAAAAUCACUACAUGACAGUGGGGCACUUAAGUUGGUAACGGAUGUAUGUAAAUAAUGACUUGCUAUGCUAACCUAUACAGGAGUAAACAUAUUGAUUUAGGUUACUUUUUUCGUCUUUCUGUUCCAGACAAAUGAAACUAUUGCUGACAGUAAAAAUCAAGGCGAUGGUUGUUCGUUAUUUUGUUAUGUUUUCCAAAGGAAAGCAUAUUGUUUUUCCUCAGUUUCUUCCUCUU
Molecule: messenger RNA, 1417 nt
Organism: Branchiostoma belcheri (Belcher's lancelet)
Lineage: Eukaryota; Metazoa; Chordata; Leptocardii; Amphioxiformes; Branchiostomatidae
Product: CMP-N-acetylneuraminate-poly-alpha-2,8-sialyltransferase-like
Exons: 6
Coding region: 301-1239 (312 amino acids)
Biological process (GO): N-glycan processing; oligosaccharide metabolic process
Molecular function (GO): alpha-N-acetylneuraminate alpha-2,8-sialyltransferase activity
Source: RefSeq, a predicted model, not a curated record